GCCAUGACUGCUGUGAGACAGUGAAGGUGGCACUUUGUGCCUCUAGAGAAGGUCAUCCUGUUCUGGUUGUGGCAGAAGAGAGUUUCCAGUUUGUCCAGGAUGAAGCCUACGAUGCUGCACAGUUUCUGGCCACCUGUGCCGGCAACCAGCAGGCGCUGAAUUUCACCCGAUUCUUGGACCGGUCGAGACCACCUGCCGCUGACGUGGACUUUUUGGAUGAGAAAGUGGCUUUGGCAUUUCGACACCUGAAACUGCCGGCAGAAUGGAACGUGCUGGGAGCGGACCAGUCCCUGACCGGUGAGGACCUCUGGGGCACGU
Molecule: messenger RNA, 318 nt
Organism: Phaethon lepturus (White-tailed tropicbird)
Lineage: Eukaryota; Metazoa; Chordata; Aves; Phaethontiformes; Phaethontidae
Product: A-kinase anchor protein 13-like
Exons: 1
Biological process (GO): positive regulation of canonical NF-kappaB signal transduction; adrenergic receptor signaling pathway; regulation of Rho protein signal transduction
Cellular component (GO): actin cytoskeleton; membrane
Molecular function (GO): MAP kinase scaffold activity
Source: RefSeq, a predicted model, not a curated record